AUGUCGCUCAACCAGCUUCCGGAUGAAAUCAUCCGGCACGUUCUCUUUUGCCUCUCGCCCUUGGACACCCUUCAUGGCGUUGGUCUGACCUGUCGCCAUUUGGCUCGACUGUCAAGGGAGGGACUGAUAUGGAGAUUUCACUGUAUCCAGACCUUCAAAUAUUGGCACCCCAGCCACGGUUUCAAAACCCUCCUCAGACUACCAGCGCACCGGACGAACUGGAAGCAACUUUUUGUUUUAAGAUAUGCUCGGAACAAGCAGAUAUCGCGUUUGCUUGAGGGCAUCUUGAGGACCAAGGUUGGCCGGCUCAAGAGGUUUGAACGGAUUACCAAGUUUGGUUAUGAUGCCAAAGAUUUUCUGCUUGAACACUGCGAUGCAGACGACUCGUUUGAGGAUGUCUUGGCAAGAAGAUACUUUGCUCAUGCUGCCUUGGAUGCUAUUCACAGGCACAUAGCUGUCGAGCAGUGGAUCUCUCUUUCCGUGGAGUCGGAUAGGCACAACCCUCUCGAGCUUGAAAAGGGACUCGGGGCGUUCGACAUGUUUGUAUUGCAUGGCCAACGCGGUGACUUGGACGACAUAACUGCCCUUCUUGGUAGCCUCACUGCUAGGUUCUGUUCAAGCCAUCCGCAAAUGGAUGAAUGGACAACUCGCGAGAAGGCCCUUGCUCUCAACAGAUGGGUCCGGGCAAAGAAUCUGACCGGCCUUCGACAUCCGGAGAGGGAUUACCGCAACCUGAGAAACUGCUUGAUCGGACAGGCGUUGCAGCAUGAGGACCACGAGUCGAUCCCAAUCAUCUCAAGUGCCAUCUACUGCAGCAUGGCGCAGCGAAUUGGGCUCGACGCACGGUGUAAUGCUUUCCCUGGCCAUAUUCACGUUGUUGUAUCACCUCCCCCAGGUCGGGAUCUGGACGAUAAACAAGUCGACGAAGCCACUGAACCAGGAAAACGGAUGUAUUUGGAUCCUCACGGCAGCGACGAUGAGGUCCCUGCAAAGGAGCUCAGGCGUUUACUGGCUCGUUUCGGUUCGGAGAAUAGCACCGCCGCCAUGGAACCUACCCCGACGUCCUCAACUAUCAUCAGGACGGCCAACAAUAUCAGGUUCAGUUACGAAACAUUUUUGGAGCAGCAGGAUCGCGACGGAGAGACGAAUCUCACGCGGCUCCUUCACGGCUCUGGGCCUAUGAACGUGAACGCCUGCUACUACGCCAGCCUUUGGGCCAUGCUGAUCAUGGUGCCCACCUCUAGCUUUGAGUGGGAAGAGUUUUUCGACGUAUUCAUGGACCGGUUUUGCAGGCACUGGCCAGAGGAUGUAUGGCUCGUGGAGAAGUAUGUGAUGCCUCUCUAUGAGCGUUUUGCAGCCCAACGCCGGAGACUCAUCCGCCCUGCAUCCUCCGAUGUUAAUGAUGCCUGGCGCGUGGUCCGUUAUACCCAGCAAGCCGAUAACUUGCCCCCCUCAGUCUUUCGCAGGAGUGACAAAGGGAACGAGGACGUGCCGUUCAAAAUCGGCCAAGUAUUCCGCCAUAGGCGUUACGGGUGGAUGGGAGUCAUCACUGGGUGGACUUUAAUGCGAGGUGACUCGAGACGGACGGAGGGCUCUGAUGACCCGGACACGCCUGACCCGGAUCUAGAAAUCGUUCGAAAUCCCGAGAAGACUUAUUUCACGUACAUCCGAUCUACUUCUGCUGAGCGGUUUGUCAUCGCUGAAGCAAAUGUCGAGCUCAUCAAUGAUCCUGAGUUGGUCUUGGAGACGCCAUUUGCAUAUGCUGGGAAAUUCUUCAAGAGAUUUGAUCCCGAGACGUGCUGCUUCAUCUCAAACAUAAAGGAACAGUAUCCGGAUGAUUGA
This is a messenger RNA of Clonostachys solani, 1842 nucleotides long. Lineage: Eukaryota; Fungi; Ascomycota; Sordariomycetes; Hypocreales; Bionectriaceae. The record is from the annotation of a GenBank genome assembly.